AGAUUUGCAGAGAUCACGAUGACUCGACCAAGAUCUCUUCAGCAGACUCCCAUUCGCCCACCAAAGAGUUUCUCUCAUCCUGCCCCUUCAAGCCUAUCGUGAUUCUCACAAGAUAGCCUGACAAGUGAUAUUGAUUCCGCUCAUCGCCUUCAUCCAAAAACCUAUAUAGUCUCAUGUCAGAAAUGGAUCUCUCGAUGGCUCUCUCUUUCAAAGAUGCCCUUCAACGGCUUGAGAACGGUCGUGUCAGAGCGACACGUCCGUUGAUUCCACCUCAGAUCCUGCAGGAAGAUCUUCCUUUGACCUUUCUUGCUGCGAACACCGUCCUUGAGGGACGUCGGGCAACCGAAAAUAUACUUAGGGGUGAUGAUGACCGGCUCAUGGUAGUGGUUGGUCCCUGCUCUGUACAUGACGUCAAUGCUGCCAUCGAGUACGCCAAGCUGCUCAAAUCCUACGCAGACGUGGCUAAAGAUGACUUGCACAUCGUCAUGCGUGUGUAUUUUGAGAAACCGCGGACGACUCUUGGAUGGAAAGGUUUGAUUAACGAUCCCGAUAUGAAUUCUAGUUUCCAAAUUAACAAGGGCUUGCGCAUCGCGCGCACCCUCCUUUUGGAUAUCGCUAAACUUGGUCUUCCCUCCGGCUGCGAGUUCCUUGAUACAAUAUCGCCCCAGUACACCGCCGAUCUAGUCUCCUGGGGAGCUAUUGGCGCCCGCACGACGGAAUCUCAAGUGCACCGAGAGCUGACCUCUGCACUGUCAAUGCCUACUGGAUUCAAGAAUUCAACUGACGGAUCGGUCGGCAUUGCGAUUGAUGCAUGUCGUGCCGCUCGAAGUGGCCAUGUCUUCCUCAGUGUGGGCAAAGAAGGCCUUAGCAGUAUCAUUGAAACCGAGGGCAACCCAGAUACCCAUGUAAUCUUGCGGGGUGGCUCUAAAGGCCCGAAUUACGCUGCGGAAUACGUCCGUGACUGUGGCGCAAAGCUUACCAAAGCUGGUCUUCCUUGCAAAAUCAUGGUCGACUGCAGUCACGGAAACAGCCAAAAACAACAUCGUAAGCAGAUCGAAGUUGUAGAAGACAUCGCGCAACAACUGGAGAGUGAAGACACCUCGGCGUCUCUCAUGGGUGUCAUGCUCGAGUCUAAUCUCGUUGAGGGACGGCAAGAUAUAUUGUCGGGCGGUCCUACUGCCCUCAAGUAUGGCCAGUCGGUCACCGAUGCUUGCAUAUCCUGGGACAUGACCAUCCCUGCCCUUGAGCGUUUGCGUGAAGCUGUCCGUGGUCGCCGAGAGUUAGUUUCUCGAAAAGCCAAAGGCUUGGAUCUUCCAGCCAACGGCCUGAAGGAACUGAAGCUCAACGGUGCGAACGGUGUCAAUGGCGUCGACGGCCACUAAUGUAGUGUGGGUUGUGUACUGUGUACCAAAUUGUUCAUUAUCGCAUGUCACAUUGUGUACUAUUUUUAUUAUCAAUUGCAUAGAUAUACAGUCAACUACUUUUUUGUUCGGUCUUUCAGCAGUGUAUUCUUUAUCAGAUCUUGAGGUCAUGUUUGCGACUCACAAGCAUAGUCACUGAAUAUCGCAUGAUAUCUUUAGCCAAU
Suillus paluster is the source of this 1585-nucleotide messenger RNA. RefSeq lists its product as uncharacterized. Lineage: Eukaryota; Fungi; Basidiomycota; Agaricomycetes; Boletales; Suillaceae. The coding region runs from base 174 to 1382 and encodes 402 amino acids. Gene Ontology annotation, molecular function: 3-deoxy-7-phosphoheptulonate synthase activity. Gene Ontology annotation, biological process: aromatic amino acid biosynthetic process. The transcript is spliced from 8 exons. Gene Ontology annotation, cellular component: cytoplasm. The record is from RefSeq and is a predicted model, not a curated record.